ACCAUUGUCCCUCCUCCCUCCUUCCCUCCGGAGACAGACAUAAACGACCGUUAUUUUUUGUCAGUCGAAAAAAAAAAAGAAUUAUAAUUAACAGUUCUCACUGAGCAGCGGCGUCCUCCUCCUCCACUCCGCCCCUUCCCCAAAAUCACAGAUCCACUGUUCUUCUCCGCUCUCUUUCUCUCUCCACCUUCACCCACUAAUCUUGUCACCGCCAUAGAGAUCCCUGCUUCCUCUCCCCUCCUCCUCCUCCUCCUUCUCCUUCUCUCUCUCUCCCUCUCUCUCUCUCUCUCUCUCUCUCUCUCUCUCUCACACACACACACUCACAUACAUUGACAAUCUCACUUCCAUCUAUACUUUCUUGGCCUUUCAGCUCUCCCUCUCUCUACAUACAGCUCUCAGAGGGCUUCAAUGGCGUCCAGAGAAGUGUCAACGAUGAUAAAGCAAGGCUUCAUCUCAGACCCCACAAUCUCCUGCUUUUCUCCGUCGAGAUCACUUUCAAGGGUCUCGCCUUCGUCUUCGCCCGCCGCCAAAGCUGUCUCUCCGCCGGUCUCCGAGCGUGUCCGCCCCAGUCCGACACUGUUCGACAUGAUGUCCGAGGAGCAGCAACGCGAGUCGGCGCGCUUCGACGACCGGCGCCGCAAGAUGCAGGACCAGGUUGCAGGGGUUUUGGCCGAAGCGCUGGUCAGAAACCCUAAUUGGGGAGGAUCCGGCGACGUGAAGCUCACGGUGGUCUCGCGGGACGGGUUUAGGGUUUCGAUGGAUGUGCAUCGGAGGGUCCUGGCGGAUCGGAGCCGGUUCUUUGCGGAAAAGCUAAGGCGGGACGAGGCCGUGUCGCAUGAGGUGGAGAUUUGUGACACCGACGACGUGGAAGUGUAUGUGGAGACUGUGAUGUUGAUGUACUGUGAGGACUUGAAGAGAAGGUUGAUCGGCGAGGAGGUAUCCAAGGUCUUGGGCUUGCUCAAGGUAUCUGCAGCUAUCUUGUUUGAUGCGGGAAUCAGGUCAUGCUUAGAGUAUUUGGAAGCUGUUCCUUGGGCAGAGGAUGAAGAAGAAACAGUUGUAUCUAAUCUCCGACAACUUGAGCUUCAAGAGUCUGUGGAUGAGGUUCUGCAGAGAGUAUCAGCUGAACCAUCUACAGCCACAAAAUCUGACGACAUCUUCUUGAGAAUGCUGACUGGUGUUCUUCAAGCCAAAGAUGAUAAAGCUCGACGAGAAAUGAAAGCUUUGAUUUCUGGGUUACUUAGAGAAGAUGCAACUGUUAGCACCAAUAGGCUAGAUGUCUCCAAGGAUACCCUUUAUCAACUUUGCCAUAGAUGUCUCAGUUCUCUCAUCUUAUGUUUAUCUGAGGCUGGGGGCAUGGAUGAAAGCAGGCGGGAUCGGGGGUUAUUAAUGGGUGAAAUAGCUCGAGAAGCUGAUAACAUGCGGUGGAUUGUUGAUAUUUUGGUCGACAAAAAAAUGGGCAAUGAAUUUGUCAAAUUAUGGGCCGAUCAGAAGGUGCUUGCAACCCUCCAUUCAAAAAUUCCUACCAUGUAUCGGCACGAAAUCAGCCGGAUUACUGCUCAACUAUGCAUUGCAAUUGGAAGAGGACAUAUUUUGGUGCCAAAAGAUACCCGGUUUUCUCUGCUGUCCACAUGGUUGGAAGCUCUGUAUGAUGAUUUUGGGUGGAUGAGAAGGGCUUGUCGAACCGUUGACAAGAAAUUGGUCGAGGAUGGACUGAGCCAGACAAUUCUUACACUGCCGUUGCCACAACAACAGAGUAUCUUACUCAAUUGGUUUGAUCGAUUCCUUAACAAAGGAGAUGAUUGCCCUAAUAUUCAGAGGGCUUUUGAGGUGUGGUGGAGAAGGGCCUUCAUAAGACAGUAUGUACCUGAGCACGACUCUUCCCAGUUGCAGAUAACUGUCUGUGAUUAUCCAAAUUAAAAAGAAUGUUGAACAUGCCAAAUAUUUUAACCACGGGUGUAUAUACACAUACACACGACAGUUUCUUUUUACUUUUUUUGACAAGUUAUCUGUGCUUUUCCUCUUCUUAAAUCCAUUGGAUUUUGGAUCAGUCAAAAUUUUGUUUUCGAGACAUAGAGAUUGUGUAACAUAUAUGUGAUAAGAGCCUUCCAGAUUAAUGAAAUUUGUAAGAUGGCAUUAUCUA
Messenger RNA from Malania oleifera, 2140 nucleotides. RefSeq names its product BTB/POZ domain-containing protein At5g60050. Gene Ontology annotation, molecular function: protein binding. The record is from RefSeq and is a predicted model, not a curated record. Bases 409 to 1917 code for a protein of 502 amino acids. Lineage: Eukaryota; Viridiplantae; Streptophyta; Magnoliopsida; Santalales; Ximeniaceae. The transcript has 2 exons.